Molecule: messenger RNA, 1683 nt
Organism: Aspergillus wentii DTO 134E9
Lineage: Eukaryota; Fungi; Ascomycota; Eurotiomycetes; Eurotiales; Aspergillaceae
Product: TDT family transporter
Exons: 5
Coding region: 359-1558 (399 amino acids)
Biological process (GO): sulfite transmembrane transport; transmembrane transport
Cellular component (GO): plasma membrane
Molecular function (GO): sulfite transmembrane transporter activity
Source: RefSeq, a predicted model, not a curated record
UGAAUCGACCAAAUCGCCGUGACAAGUCUCGAGAAUGUGGAGCGACACAAACAGCCCCUUCCGGCUAUUCUCUGUAGGCUCGGUUGUUCUUCUCCGCAAACGUCAACGACUCCUCAAUUCUGCGAUCCUUUCAUCUCGGCCGAAUUUCUGGGGUUUCAGAUGGUCUUAUCCAGAUAUUUGUCCUAGGAAUAUUAAUUAAAUGUCCUUACAUCGGCUCUAUCUAUAUCCUCAUCCAUGCAAGGGAGAGUCUCGUUGAUAAGUUUGGGGUUCCCAGGGCAUUUAUCCCUUCGUCCAGGUCACCACAUCAGAUCAGAUCCAGUACCAAUUCCAACCUAUUGAAGGUGAUAAUUCUCUUGUAAUGGCCAGCAAAGAGACAAACCACCAUUCCUCAUCAGAACAGCCAGAACUUAGCAAACAUGAUGUUGGUUGGAGGAGAAUCGUCCGUAAUUUCGCGCCAUCAUGGUUCUCGGUCACGAUGGGCACGGGAAUCGUGGCCGUCCUCCUCAACUCCCUCCCCUAUAAUGGGAUCUGGUUAUACUGGAUUUCCGUGGUGAUCUUCGCCCUGAACGUUCUUCUCUUCGGGAUAGGAUGCAUUAUAACUCUCCUUCGAUAUGUCCUCUAUCCGGAGAUUUUGCCGGCGGUCGUCAUGCAUCCAGUUCAGUCCAUGUUCCUCGGCACUUUUCCCAUGGGCCUUUCGACUAUCAUCGAUAUGGUCUGUUACGUCUGUGUUCCGGCUUGGGGUGAAUGGACCAGGAAUUUUGCCUGGGGAUUGUGGAUUUUCGAUGCGGUCGUUUCGGUCGUGACGACUUUGACUCCACCACUUUUGAUAACAAUCCGCGGAAACGAAGCGCCAUUGUCCUCCUUUACAGCCUCCUGGUUUCUCCCGAUCGCUAGCUCCAUCGUCGCCUCCUCCACCGGUGCUUUCGUGGCAGACGUCGUCACCAACCCACAACAUGCCCUCUGGACCAUAAUCGUCAGCUACGCCCUGUGGGGAAUGGGAAUGUCGCUCGCCAUGAUGGUCAUGGUGGUCUAUUUCCAGCGACUUGCUCUCCACAAACUCCCUCCCAAAGCUGUCAUCGUCAGCGUUUUCUUACCAUUGGGCCCAUUAGGCCAAGGCGCAUUUGUAAUCCUGAAACUAGGCGAAAUAGCCAAUCGAAUAUUCCCCGAGACGAACACCCUCCACCCAUCCGCUGGUCCGACCUUCUACACUAUCGGCUUCCUAAUUUCCCUUAUCCUCUGGGCUUUCGGUCUAGUCUGGCUCGUCUUCGCCAUAGCCUCGCUUUUACGCUGUAGAUCCUUCCCGUUUAAUAUGGGUUGGUGGGCGUUUGUGUUCCCGCUCGGUGUGUAUGCGAACAGCACAUGUCAGAUGGGGGUAGAGAUGCCUUCGGCGUUUUUUAAUGUGCUUGGUACCAUUCUCUCGCUAUGUGUGCUGAUCCUGUGGAUAGCUGUCAGUAUCCCGACAAUCAUGGGUGUGCUAUCUGGGAAGUUAUUCGUCGAGCCGGCCUUGGCUGAUCUAAAGGCCAAAGAGGAGGCGAAGAAGAGGUCAAACCUUGCAUGACAUCUAUCAUGUAUAUACCUAUAUUCCUCAGGAUCUUUUGUGUUUGUUCUAUACCCUUUUUUUUAAAUAUUAUGUGUAUCAAGAGAUGCUUUGAUUACAAUCUACAGGUUCAGAGAAUACCAUCC